AUGGACGGACUUUUCAAUCACACCACUCUUCUCACACAAGCGCACGAGACUCUCCUCAAUCGAAGCAAAGAGUUUACGGACACGCUCCUGAGAUGCUGCGCGGGGAACGAAACCGAUAUUGUGGCCGCGAGCGACGGCGUUGGGGUCGGUGGAUCUCUUGGUUUCACACCAGAGGAACGGAAGUUAUUUGUGACCCGCGUGGUGCAGAUCGCUGUGUUGUGCGUUCUGUCACUCACCGUCAUGUUUGGGAUAUUCUUUCUGGGAUGCAACCUGAUGAUCAAGUCUGAAAGUAUGAUCAACUUUCUCGUGAAGGAGCGCAGACCAUCCAAGGACGUUGAAGCGACGCCUCAGCCCACCACCAUCCUUCAGCAGCUGCCCCCUGCCAUGGCACCCCCACCCCCCGCUGUGCGGCCUGGCCACAUCAGAGAAGACCUGGUGGAGCUAAUGAUGAUCCAGAACGCCCAGAUGCACCAGGUCAUCAUGAACAACAUGACCAUGUCAGCCCUCAGCAGCUUUGGAUACUCCAACACUCCAGAGACAGCCAGCUAUCCACCGCAGCCUCUGGAAGAAGACCCAGGAGUGUACCACCACCACUACCCCCCUGCCACCUAUCAAGCUUACCCAGGCUGGGCGCCCUUUCCUCAGCCAUACCUGCACCCCGUGACCCCUGUCCUCAACCCCUGCUCCGGGUGUCAGGAGAGUGGGGAGCAAGCCCAGCCCCUUCAGCCUCCUCCCCCAGUGCUCAGGAGAGCUGUUCCACCCCCACCACCUCCUAGUGCUACAGGGACCGUUGGAGCAGAGGUCCCACCAGCUACCGAGUACUAUGAUGCCACAGAGAGGAGGCUGUGACAGAAGGGACAUCUGACGUGCCCACAGCUUGCUUGAAACUACAGGUGGCCAAAGGAACAGUUGAAGUCAGAAAAAAAACUGCCACAGUUUCCUUUCAACACAAGUAACUUCAAUGACUAACUGCUCUACAGUUAGUGUAGAGGAAUGCACUCACUGACGUGUAUACAUAGGAUGAACCUGCUCCUGUGCUGGUUGGAUCAAAUUUGUUUCCCCCCACAAGAUUUUAUAGUAACAAGGUGUAGCCACUUCAUUAAAUACAAUGGAAUAACUGGUGUACCCGCUAUGUAGUAUCAUGUGCUGGUGUUGUAUUUAAUAUUGUACAUUUACUUCUACUGUACGUUUACUUGGGCCGCCUCUGCUUCAAACUACAGAGGCACCGGAGCGCAGUCCUCAUAACUGACUUAGCAGUGCAGCCUAUGGAGAGCAGCAAAGGCAUUCAGUCAAAGUCAGUCACCAUUUUCUACCAACUUGACAAAAAUGGUGUUAUUUGCUCUAGUAUUGAUGUGAAUAUCAAAAGCAAUAAAAUGUGUUUGUUGCUUCUCGCAUUGGCUGUAAUAGCUGUAAUUAAGAAACAAUAUGUUUUAUGGUCACAAAUGUUGAAAUUUUGUA
Messenger RNA from Engraulis encrasicolus (European anchovy), 1458 nucleotides. Its product is annotated as proline-rich protein 29-like. Bases 1 to 849 code for a protein of 282 amino acids. Lineage: Eukaryota; Metazoa; Chordata; Actinopteri; Clupeiformes; Engraulidae. The record is from RefSeq and is a predicted model, not a curated record. The transcript has 6 exons.